Molecule: messenger RNA, 933 nt
Organism: Drosophila hydei
Lineage: Eukaryota; Metazoa; Arthropoda; Insecta; Diptera; Drosophilidae
Exons: 2
Coding region: 169-639 (156 amino acids)
Source: RefSeq, a predicted model, not a curated record
AAUUUUUACUAAAAAGAUAUUUUCGGCACCAAAAUGCUACAUUGAUACGCUAAUUAAUCAUAAUAUAUUUAUAACCUCGUGUUAAUAAAUAAUAAUCGAACGCGGCUGAAUCUACAAGUUCGCAGCUUGAGGCAACUGACAGACACAGAUAAUAUUGAUAUUCGUGUUAUGGAUUCUCUAGCUCUAGAAGUUGGUGAUUGUGUCAUCAUUCAAAUACUGCACUCAGGCCACGGACGUGAAGAAGGAUCGGAAGGAGUUGAAGCAGCAGCAGUGCCUAAAACUUGUGUAAUUUGGCUAGCGUGUUCGAAGAAGCUGAAUUAUAUCGACCACACGGUUAGGGACCUGGAAAAAGGAACUGCAAUCACAAAGCUGAAACUCCGAUCAAACAUCACGAACAAGGAUGCGUUAUCAGUCAUUGAUAAAUUGGCAGAAGAGUUUACUACCAAUCAUCUAACUCUGACCAAAAUCGGUGUCGUCGACCAUCAAUAUUUUAUGGAGAAAAUAUAUGAUGGCAUAAUGGAAAACAUCAGGAACUACGAAGAGUAUCUGAUGGGAGUCGAGGUUGCAUACCACACACCGACCAAACAGCAUCCAUCCAACCAAAGACACUCAAGGCACAGCACAGGCAGCAGGAAAUAAUAUUUUUCCAAAGAAGCUCGAGCCCAAUAGAUGUGAUGGUAGACCUUGUGGACAGACGAACUCUAAAAAUAUGGCAACAUAUGCAAAAAGUGUAUGCCAAUCUAGAGCUCAGCAGAUAUGAUCCUUGAGUAUAAAGACAAGUGGAUUUUCCUGUGGAAGAAAGUCCAGUCAACGAAAUUUGCCUUUGAUAUCGAUGAGAUCGAUGAGUUAAAAUGCAAUGUCACCAUACUCACAAGAAAACUAAGAAGAGUAGGUGACAUGCAAAAUAUAAAAGAAGACGUUCUAGUGGAUCUU